Messenger RNA from Diaporthe citri, 1929 nucleotides. RefSeq lists its product as uncharacterized. Lineage: Eukaryota; Fungi; Ascomycota; Sordariomycetes; Diaporthales; Diaporthaceae. Gene Ontology annotation, molecular function: ATP binding; ATP hydrolysis activity. The coding region runs from base 1 to 1929 and encodes 642 amino acids. The transcript is spliced from 10 exons. The record is from RefSeq and is a predicted model, not a curated record.
AUGGAGCUCUAUCUGGAACGUAACAAGGACGUCAGUUUCCUCGUUCUCCGUGAUUAUAUAUGCUGUGCGGAGAAAUCUUACCCCUCGACUCGAUCUCGUUUUGGAAACGAUACGGACUCCUUGCUUGUGGAAGAGCAGAUUGAAAUUGUUUCAGACAAGUUGCGGUCUAAAUUGGCAAGUCUUUCAAAUGCCGUCUUCCAGGGAAUUCCACAUCCCAAAUUCGGCCGUGUUGAAGAUGACGAAGACGACAUGGGACACCACUACGACAACGAAUCCGAAUCUAGCGACAACAGCGACAGUAGCAAUUCGGGUAUAUACUAUCCAUAUCUGUGGUUCUAUCAUCGUCGCCGCAAGAUAGCGGAAGCCAUAAAGUAUCUGGAAGAGAUCCAUCAGGAGCACCUGGACGUCUUCUGUGGAUAUAUCCACAAUCGCAUGGCAGACGAAUGGGCCGAUGUCGACAAUCUGAUUUUGAAUGGGGAAAUUACCGCCGAGCACAUGAGAUACAUAUACGUCCCAGGAGAGAUUGUCGUCUCCACACCCCAAGGCAGCGCCAAAACCAAAAUGCAGGCCUAUGUGAUUACAAACUGGCUGAAUGUCACGUCUCUGAGCUCUGAUAGAUUUUCGGCCUCUAUCCCGACAGCCUCUUGGAGUUUUGACGGAAAGUUUCAAAGGAAUCAAUAUUCUCUACCAAUCGGUGGUCUGCCUUCAUUGAGUCAUGCCUUUAAGAUUUGCGAGCUGAACCCGCACCCUAAGAAGUUUUCAGAUGAGGAUUCUGGAGUCACCGAGAAUCUCAGAGAGCGCGGGAAGAUGUUCUGGAGAUGCCGUGGUCGCAACUACGUUUGCUACAAGAGCUUUGUAGACGACGGAAUUAGGACUGCUACAGACUCAAGGUUCAUGAUCGACACCAAGACUUUGCAACAGAUGCACCCCAACGAGCACAAGGCGGCAAACUGUGACGACCUCGGCACAGAAGUCCUCUCAAAAGCGGACCCUCCUCUGGAAGACGAAUUCAUUCUGUGCCUUCCCCCAACGAUCAUUGGGUUCAACAUGCAGAAAAAGGAGUGGGUCACACUCGACGUUGACCUCAUUGAAGACGUCGUCUGGAACACAGAUGCUUUCAAGUUUCUGGUCAUCGAAGACCGGAUGAAAGAGCUUGUGCAAGCGGUGGUGACCAACCAGAUACAUGCUGCGGAAAGCACCGAUUUGAUCCGUGGCAAAGGAAGCGGCUUGACCAUGCUGCUACAUGGUGGACCUGGGACUGGUAAAACGCUGACGGCAGAAAGUGUCGCCGAAGUGGCAAAGAAACCCCUGUAUCGUGUUACGUGCGGAGACAUCGGAACGAAGGCUGAAGAGGUCGAAAAGUAUCUCGAGACUAUCUUCUUGCUCGGAAAGACUUGGGAUUGUGUUGUGCUGUUGGACGAAGCGGACGUCUUCCUUGAGCAACGCUCACUUGUCAACCUUGACCGGAACGCAUUGGUUUCAGUAUUUCUACGAAUGCUGGAGUAUUACGACGGCAUAUUAAUAUUGACAAGCAACCGUGUGGGCAUAUUCGACGAGGCCUUCAAGUCACGAAUCCAACUCAACCUCCGCUACCAAAACUUAAACCCCGGCCAACGAUUGGAAAUCUGGAGAAACUUCAUAUCUCGACUGGAACGCCUUGCUGACGGGGACAAUCGAGUUGACCUCGAGAUUGAUGCAGAGGAUAUUCUAAGCCACAUCAAGAACCUUGCCAAACCCGAGCUAAAUGGUCGAGAGAUUCGGAAUGCGAUUUCAACCGCGAGACAACUGGCCAGGUAUCGAAAACAACCACUCGGGUACAAGCACCUUCAAUCCGUCAUUGCUGAGGCAGAGAAGUUUGACCAAUAUCUGAAGGAUUUGCACGAAGGAUUUUCAGCAGAUGAGCGGCAGAAUGACAAGGGGGAAAGGUAA